This is a messenger RNA of Plectropomus leopardus (leopard coralgrouper), 353 nucleotides long. The record is from RefSeq and is a predicted model, not a curated record. NCBI's taxonomy places the organism in Eukaryota, Metazoa, Chordata, Actinopteri, Perciformes, Serranidae.
GCGGCCGGUACGACCCGUCUCUGACCUUCUCUGAGAACGUGGACCUGACGGAGCCCAUCGUGUCACGUUUUGACAUUUUGUGUGUCGUCCGAGACACCGUCGACCCCGUGCAGGAUGAGAUGUUGGCGCGCUUCGUGGUCGGCUCCCACAUCAAACAUCACCCUAGCAGCAAAGAAGGGGGCGUGGCCUUGGAGGAAAUGGUUCUGCCCAACUCGUCCGACGUGCCGCCGAUUCCCCAGGAGCUCCUGAGGAAGUACAUCAUCUACGCCAAGGAGCGGGUUCAUCCCAAACUGAACCAGAUGGAUCAGGACAAAGUGGCUCGCAUCUACAGCGACCUCCGAAAAGAGUCGAUG